AAAAAUGGCUACCCAUUUAAUGAUUCUUGAUGACAGCGUCCAUUUGCCGAAUUUGAGAGUUUUAAAUUAAAGAAAUUUAAUUAAAAUAUUAAAUAGUGCUUCCAAAAAUUAUUUUAGUUGCAAAACCAGUUUUUUAAGGAAAGUAUGGAUGAAUCUCUUCCAUCCAAUGAAAAUUCAAAACCGGAUGCUAUUCCCCCUGAUCAAACAGAACAUGAUGAUGAUAGAGCUCACUCAGCAUCUCCAGAAAGGCAGCAAGUAGAAACUGAAAAUGUUAUUUCUCCUGUUUUAAAUGAAGUGGCAAUAGACAACAGGCAUGGUAAUUCUGUUGAUGAAGGUAUGGAUACGGAAGAAAGACCAGUAAAUCGAGAUAUUAACGAGGGCUUCCUAGAUGCCGAAGAAGUUAUGAUUCAGCGCCAUGCUAUGCUUUCUUCAGAUAUGAUAAGCCAGGAAAAUGAAUCUUCUUUUAGCUGUAAGUAUCCAGGCUGUAAUUUCACAUGUACUGAUGUCGAAUUGUACCUGAAACAUGAAGAUACGCAUGUUGAUGGAGGAACUGUUGUGUGCGAUGUUUGCAAUAUGCGAUUUGCAACUUAUGCCAAUAUGAGACGUCAUCGACUGCUUCAUUUGGGAGUUCGGCCAUUUGAAUGUCAAACUUGCUCAAAGCGUUUCUUGCGUAAAGAUCAGUUCACAGAACAUUUGUCGAAGCAUUCUAAACAGCGGCCAUAUCGUUGUCCUUUCUGCAGUCGAAGUUUUAGUUUUCGUCCUCACUUGAAAUCGCAUCUUUCUAGCGAACAUGCUAAUAUUGUUCUUGAUAAAACUUGCCGUUUGUGUGAUUUUAAAGCCUCUUCUCCCAGUGGUGCUAAGGUGCAUUUUGCUAUGUGUCAUCUAAAGCAGACCUUGGAGGCCUCUGAUGUUGAAUCUGAUCGAUCUCAUGAACUUAUUGGAAGUUCACAAGCUCAUGCAAGCCAGACUGAAAAUGGUGCCAUAGAUCUUGCUACUGUGUCUCAGAAUUUUUCUUUUAUGGCUGCUACUUAUCCUCCAUUUCCAGCGACAGCUAGUGAUAACAGUGUGGUUGUUCCUGGGCCUUCUGACUUAAGUCGUACAUCAUCAAAAGUGAUACGAAUGCCUACUCCCGUUUCAGGACCCCGUGGUUUGAUUCAUCACAACAUUGAACAAAAUAUGGUAAUGCCCAUGCAGGAGGAAGAAAAGAGGCAUACUUGCGUAAGUUCCUUAGCUGGUUCUACAACUGUAGUUAGUCCAACUACGUGCCAAGACAGGCCAUGUUGUAGACCUGAGGUACAGCGUGUUGACUUUCAGUCUCGAGAUAGGGUGUGUGUUAAACCAGAACCACCUGAACUUUCAGUUGAUGAUAGCCAAAACAGUAAUGUUCAGCCAACAAGUACAAUGGAUCUUUCUACUACAGAUGUUGUAGAAACUACUUGUGUUUCAGCUGAAGCUUCUGGUUCAUCGGAAAUACCAUGUCGACGGAAAUCUCAUAAACAUUCAUCAGGUGAGGACACUGGUUCAGAGAAUCAUAGUUCGCCAUCAAAUAGAAAUUGCCUAGAUUCGCAGAGUGUACUUCAGCCAAGAAUUGCUCAUACUUGUUACAGGUUGCGACAGUGUGAAGAUAGCGGUAGCCAGCGUUGUAGGGAAUAUUCUAGACAUACCUGCGUAUCACAUCGUCAUAAUCAAGCAGAAAAGAGACCUAGAUUUUCUGAAAGUGAUGGUGACAGGAAUAUUCAAAAUGAUCAUUCAGACGGUGAAGAACGUAAAGUAUUUUAUAAUCGUGCUACAUCCACUAAUUCAUUAAUUCCAACUGAAAUUCAUGCUCCCAGAAUUCUUCGUCAUGCUUCAUCUACAUUGCACAAUGAUAGCGGUGCUUGUGCAUCUGAAUCUCGUGCCGAGUCUAAUUAUUUUGGACGUAAAAGUACCAUUGUAAUACGUGAUAUAGAGAGUUGCACACUUACAUGCCCUUAUUGUGGUAUAAUUUUUCCAGAUCAAACUUUGUAUUUUUUGCAUCGCAGUUUGCACUCGGAGGCAAGCCCUUGGAAGUGUAAUUUGUGUGGCAAAAGUUGUAAAGAUAAGUAUGAUUUUAAUUCACAUGUUAUAAGUAAAGGGCAUUAUUAACUUCAGACCAAACUGUACAUACUGUUUAUUAUAGCUCAAUAAUUCAUAAAUCCAUAGCUAUAAGUUAAUCAUUUCUUGUUCAAGUUGCUAUGUUACAAAUGUCCCCGUUUUAUCAUUCUCACAUACUUCCAAACACCUUAAACAUUUAAUGUGCUAUUAAUUCUUUUAGUAAUCAUACUGAUUGAUACGCACAUAAUAAUUACUUAAUUUUUGAAAAAUCUUACUUGAAUUUUCUACGUAAAGUUUAAUAAAACUUUGCUAUUCUUGAUUCUUAGCAUUUAAGACAUAAAUUUUCCAUUUAGGAUAUUGUAAUCUGUGUAUUGACAGAAAGCAUAUGUCUGAGACUUCGUUUUAUGACUUAGUUUAAUGAUAGCAUGAGUUUUAAAAGAGGUGCUAUUAUUAAGGCUGCUUUGCAACAGCAGCACUUCCAUAUAUAUGUGGUUUUAAAACUAAAAAUAUGUGCAGUGGUAUAUGUGCAAUAUUGGACAGAUUUUGCUUAUGUUCCAAAUUCUGUUCUUGGGACCAUUGCACUAGGCAUCUUUUUAGUGUUUACUGUUUGCUAAAAAUACCUAGCAACAAAAGAAUAAAAAGCAUACAUUAUUACUUGAGAACCUUAAUUACCUUUCUCUUUAAUGUCUGCAGAAAAUGAGUAUUUACUGCAAUUUUAAAAAUAUAAAAUUAAUUCAAGCUCAACUUUUUAUGGGGUGAUGUGAUAGGUAAAUUAAUUUUUUUUUUUUUAAUUCUAUGUGAAUUUUUAAAAAUAUUGAUAAAUAGUAAGGUUUAUAAUGAAAUUCAUUUAAAAUAAAAUUUAAGAAUGUGACUUGGGUAACUGUAUUAAAAUAAUUUAUCUUGCAUAUAUUUAAGUCAUAAUUCUAUUACUGUAAAUCACAAAUCAAUUGGAGUGAAAUCAAAGGUUGUGUGGAUUUUAAUAGGUUUUAAAGGAGGGGUCAAAAUAAAUUUUUAGAAAAUGAAGAAAGGCACAAAAGGCAGUUGAUUCCUUUUUGAUAUUUUUAGUGAAAAUGAGCCAUGUUAAAAGGAAAUAAAGAUGACAGUAUGAAAAAUUAUCCAACACCCUCCCACUCUAUAUAUUGUAGUAGUUUAUUUUAAAACUUAGGAGUUUUAGAGGUGUGUUUUCUUUUCAUGUUACUUACAGCCAUUACUUCUACAGCUGUUAUAAAAAUUUAAAAUUUUCUUUUUGUUUUCCAAUCAAUGCCAAACUUUUAUGAUCAGAAUUUUCUUGUAUUUGAAGCAUUCAGUGAUUUGUUAAUGGUCUUAAUUUAAAUUUGUGUUACCUUUAUGAAAUUUUAUUUCUUUUAUGUAAGGAAAAAAUUAUCAAUCUUUCUUGGACACGCUCAUUAAAUUAAAAAAAAUUGACCGGUAUUUUAUUCAUUUUCAAUAAAAAAUAGAUGUGGCUAUCGUUUGUUGUCAAGACUGACUUUGACUUGGAAGCAGUUUUUUAUUUUGUAUUUUUGCUAUCUUAUUAACAGCAGAUUUCACUGUUUGUAUUUAUAAGGCUGUGUGAAUUAUAGAUUGGCAGAUUUUCUGCAUGUAUGAAAAAGUCAUAGGCAUGAUAGUCAGUGUUCGGUUAUUUAAAUACUUACUGUCUGUUAAGAAAAGUUGUUGCAUAUAUAUGCUGUAAAUUUCCAAAAGAUGUAAUCCUUUCAUAAUGCUAAAUGCUAUUUUAGUUUUAAUUAUGCAAAUUUAAUUGUUAUUAUUGGUAGAAAACAAAUAUUUUGUUUGUGCAUAUUUUAAAACAAAUACCGUGUUAUGUAUCAAAAUAUUGCAUGCAGCAGUUACAUUCGUGUCCCUGUAUUUUAACUUCACUAGUCUUAUUAGUCACAGCCCAAAAUUUUUUUGGAAAUAUGGUAAUUGGUUAUUGGGGUUAAGAACCAUAGCCAAGGGAAAAGGUCAUUAUGUAAUGAACUGCUAUAGUCCAAAUCAGUAUUCUAAUUAUUUCAUAAUUAUUUUAUAGGUCUAACUUUUUUUUAUAGCUGCAUAGUGUGAAAAGUAGAUAUACCUCUGGAACUGCACAGAAAGUAAUUUGCGUAGAUGAAAUGUUGUCCCAAAAGUACACAAUAUUGGGUACUUUUCCAUUUUGCCGGCGCAAGCAAUAAAGUCGCCAAAAAUGGUACAACCGAUACCAAACGGAAUAUCCUCUCUGGUAACCUUUUACCCCUCAUUUUCAGUAAGUCGCAGUAAUUUCUUAUCAGAUUGUUUCUCUCAGUACUGGUGUACAAUUACAUAGAAUUUUUACCAGAUACUUCAAUUUUUUGCCCUAAGGCCAUUCGUGGUAAUUAAGUCAAUUAGGAUGCAAUCACACC
Messenger RNA from Stegodyphus dumicola, 4445 nucleotides. RefSeq lists its product as uncharacterized. Gene Ontology annotation, biological process: regulation of transcription by RNA polymerase II. Gene Ontology annotation, cellular component: nucleus. The record is from RefSeq and is a predicted model, not a curated record. NCBI's taxonomy places the organism in Eukaryota, Metazoa, Arthropoda, Arachnida, Araneae, Eresidae. Gene Ontology annotation, molecular function: DNA-binding transcription factor activity, RNA polymerase II-specific.